AUGGCUAAGGACAAGGUCUGCCUCGCAUACUCCGGUGGUCUUGAUACCUCUUGCAUUCUCAGAUGGCUGAUUGAGGCUGGUUACGAUGUUGUCUGCUUCAUGGCCGAUGUCGGUCAAGAAGAGGACUUCGAGGCUGCUAAGGCAAAGGCAUUGAAGAUCGGAGCCGUCGCAUGCUACAUCGAGGAUUUGCGUAAAGAGUUCAUCGAGGAGCUUUGCUUCCCGGCCGUGCAAUGCAACGCCAUCUACGAGAACGUCUACCUGCUCGGCACAUCCCUCGCUCGUCCAGUCAUCGCCCGUGCUCAAAUCGCCGUUGCCCAGAAGGAGAAGUGCUUUGCUGUCAGCCACGGUUGUACUGGAAAGGGUAACGAUCAGGUCAGAUUCGAGUUGGCAUUCUAUGCUCUCCAGCCCAAGAUCAAGGUUAUUGCUCCAUGGAGAAUGCCAGAGUUUUACGAGCGUUUCCCUGGUCGUGAUGCUCUGUUGGAUUAUGCUGCCGCUACUGGAAUCCCUGUCAGCAGCACCAAGAGCAAGCCUUGGUCUAUGGAUGAGAACUUGGCCCACUGCUCUUAUGAAGCUGGUAUUCUCGAGGACCCUGACACCACCCCACCUACCGACAUGUGGAAGCUCACUGUUGAUCCCUUGGAUGCGCCAGAUAAGCCAGAGGACUUCACACUCUUCUUCGCCAAGGGACUUCCAGUCAAGUUGGUGAUUGGCAACAAAACCAUCACUGACGCGGUUGAGCUUUUCUUGGAGGUCAACGCCAUUGCCCGCCGCAACGGUGUUGGACGUAUCGACAUUGUCGAGAACCGAUUCAUCGGACUUAAGUCCCGUGGAUGUUACGAGACCCCAGGUCUUACCUGCCUUCGCGGCGCUCACAUCGAUCUCGAGGGUCUCGUACUCGACCGUGAGGUCCGCGCUCUCCGUGAUCAAUUCCUCACCUUCAAUUACGCCAAGAUUCUCUACAACGGUCUCUACUUCUCCCCAGAGCGCGAGUUCCUUGAGCAGAGCAUUGUCGCUUCCCAAAAGGAUGUCAACGGUCAAGUCAGAUGCCGUGUUUACAAGGGCUCCUUCUCUGUUCUUGGCCGCUCCUCAGAGACCUCCAAGCUUUAUGAUGCAUCUGAGAGCUCUAUGGAUGAGAUCGGUGAUUUCGCUCCUUCUGAGACUGGUGGUUUCAUCACUGUCCAAGCUAUCCGUCUCAAGAAAUACGGCCAAGCCAAGGCUGACGCUGGUGAGCGUCUAUGA
Molecule: messenger RNA, 1239 nt
Organism: Cadophora gregata
Lineage: Eukaryota; Fungi; Ascomycota; Leotiomycetes; Helotiales; Ploettnerulaceae
Gene: ARG1
Product: argininosuccinate synthetase
Exons: 10
Coding region: 1-1239 (412 amino acids)
Biological process (GO): urea cycle; L-arginine biosynthetic process
Cellular component (GO): cytoplasm
Molecular function (GO): ATP binding; argininosuccinate synthase activity
Source: RefSeq, a predicted model, not a curated record